AUGUCCGACAACUCAGUCAACCAGCAUUUCCGCGGACAGGUCCGCUCUUGGGGCACCGCCAACAAGCCCAAUGGCGAUGUCGACGAGAACUCGCCACUCCUUGUAAACGGCAACCAUGAAACCCAUGUCGCCAACGGCGACAGCGGCAACAAGACGCUCAAGUUCCUCUUCAACUCGACACAUACCCCGGGCACCGACAGCCCCAACAUCGCCGUGAGGUACUCCUCCCACGCAUGGCACGUUACCAAGGUGUCCCUCUUGAGCAACUAUGUCAACUUUCUUCUUAUCAUGGUUCCCUUGGGCAUCGUUGCCGGAAAGCUUCACUGGAGCCCGACUGCCGUCUUCACCAUCAACUUUUUUGCCAUUAUCCCGCUUGCCGCUGUCUUGUCGUUUGCAACCGAGCAAAUUUCCAUGAAGCUUGGCGAGGCCCUCGGAGGAUUGCUUAACGCUACCUUUGGCAAUGCGGUCGAAUUGAUUGUCAGCAUUGUUGCUCUGAAGGAGGGCCAGAUCGAGGUUGUCCAGUCGUCUAUGCUUGGCUCCAUUCUCUCGAAUCUGCUUCUCGUCAUGGGCAUGUGCUUCUUCUUUGGCGGCAUUGUCAACAUGCGCGACCGGGUCACCGGCCAGGGCAUGGAGCAGAGCUUUGCCUCUGCCACGGCGCAAACCACCUGCUCGCUGAUGACGCUUUCUUCUGCCUCGCUUGUCAUCCCUGCCACGCUUUACUCCGUUCUUGCCAAGGCCGACAGCCUUGAGAAGGAGCACAGCAUUCUAGUCUUGUCUCGCGGCACUGCUAUUAUCUUGCUGUUGCUCUACGUCCUCUACCUCUGGUUCCAGCUGCGCACUCACCCCAACCUUUUUGAUGCUGAGAUCCAACACCACAACGAGGAGGAGGCCGAGGAGCCUAUUAUGGGUCCUAUCGCCGCCGCCGCCGUGCUCGUGGUCACCACUGUUCUGGUUGCGAUUUGCGCCGACUACCUCGUUGAGAGCAUCGACCCCAUUGUUGAAACGGCCCACAUCAGCAAGAACUUUAUCGGACUUAUCCUCAUCCCCAUCGUCGGUAACGCGGCCGAGCACGUCACAGCCGUCGUCGUGGCCAUCCGCAACAAGAUGGACCUCGCUAUGGGUGUUGCCAUCGGCUCCAGCAUCCAAAUCGCCCUUCUCGUCACUCCAUUCCUGGUCAUCCUUGGAUGGGCUGUUCUCGACAAGCCCAUGACUCUUCACUUUGAGACGUUCGAGACUGUCGCCUUUGCAUUCUCUGUGCUGGUAGUUACGUACACUGUGCAGGACGGCAAGUCUAAUUACCUCGAGGGAGCCAUGCUGCUCGGCCUCUACUUCAUCAUCGCCUUGGCCUUCUAUGUUAGUCCGAGCGAUGCGUUGGACAGAGUCUUGUCCGUUGUCAGCCUUUGA
Messenger RNA from Colletotrichum graminicola M1.001, 1404 nucleotides. RefSeq names its product calcium/proton exchanger. Gene Ontology annotation, biological process: calcium ion transmembrane transport; intracellular calcium ion homeostasis. Gene Ontology annotation, molecular function: calcium:proton antiporter activity. The record is from RefSeq and is a predicted model, not a curated record. Bases 1 to 1404 code for a protein of 467 amino acids. The transcript has 3 exons. Lineage: Eukaryota; Fungi; Ascomycota; Sordariomycetes; Glomerellales; Glomerellaceae. Gene Ontology annotation, cellular component: fungal-type vacuole membrane.